Metarhizium acridum CQMa 102 is the source of this 1122-nucleotide messenger RNA. RefSeq lists its product as uncharacterized. Lineage: Eukaryota; Fungi; Ascomycota; Sordariomycetes; Hypocreales; Clavicipitaceae. Gene Ontology annotation, molecular function: agmatine deiminase activity; protein-arginine deiminase activity. The record is from RefSeq and is a predicted model, not a curated record. Gene Ontology annotation, biological process: putrescine biosynthetic process.
AUGGUCCCAAGCCGGGGAAUCCCAGUCUGCCGCCCAGCGGAAUGGGCCAAACACGCGCGCACAAUCCUUGCCUGGCCGUCUCCCAAAGCUGCCCCCUACAAAGAAGACCACGCAGCCCUAUGCCGCGCCACAAACGAUGUAAGCUCCGUCGCAGAGGCCGUUGCUCGUUUUGAGCCCGUGUCCCUCCUAGUCGAUCGGGAGUGUCUACCACGGGCCGAGAAGCGGUUUCGCUCAGCACAUGGCCAUGGGAUACAUGUCCAUUCUCUGGCCGGAGGCGGACUAGACGUGUGGAUGCGAGACAUGGCGCCCACUUUUACAAUUGAGAGAAACAGCACAGGUAGAAAAAGAGAGCUGCGCGGCGUGACGUUCAAUUUCAACGGAUGGGGGAACAAAUCCAGCUCUGAGGCGUACAGCAGCUUUGCGAAGCACUACCUGGCCGAGACGGGGAUUCGACCGCUUUCGUCGUCCAUCACGACCGAGGGCGGCGCCCUGGAAAUAGACGGCGAGGGAACUCUCAUGGCCAGCGAGAGCUCCCUCGUCAACGACAACCGGAAUCCGGGCCAGACCAAGUCUCGGAUCGAGGCCGAGCUUAGUCGCACCCUGGGCGUCACAAAAUUCAUAUGGAUACCGGGCCUUAGAAACGGCGACUCGACGGAUUUCCACAUUGACGCCUACGCGCGUUUUGUUUGCCCGGGCGUAGUUGUCGUAUCGACGCCCAGCGAUACCGAAGAGGCGAGUCUCUGGGUGAGUGCGUACGCCGAAGCUCGCGAGGUCCUGGCCUCAGCGACGGACGCCAAGGGACGCAAGUUGGAAAUCAUGGAGAUGCAGGAGCCGAGAGCAGAAAAAGUUGUGCCGAAGGAGUAUUUAGCCGUCACCAAGCACGAGUUUGGGCACAGGCCGGUGCACAGCUAUGUCAACUUCUUGAUUGUGAAUGGCGGCGUGAUAUUGCCUCAGUUUGGGGACGAGAUGACGGACAAGAGGGCGGUGGAGACGGCGAGGAAGGUAUUUGGAAAGGAGAGGGAGGUGGUUCCCGUUUUGAUUCGCGAAUUGCCUCUUCUGGGGGGUGGAAUCCAUUGCUCUUCCCAAGAGGUGCCGUGUGUAGAGGGCGCGGGUUCCGUUUGA